Messenger RNA from Glycine soja, 1904 nucleotides. RefSeq names its product thermospermine synthase ACAULIS5-like. The record is from RefSeq and is a predicted model, not a curated record. Gene Ontology annotation, biological process: polyamine biosynthetic process. Lineage: Eukaryota; Viridiplantae; Streptophyta; Magnoliopsida; Fabales; Fabaceae. The transcript has 10 exons. Gene Ontology annotation, molecular function: thermospermine synthase activity. Bases 95 to 1114 code for a protein of 339 amino acids.
CACUAUUGCCACACCCUGCAACUCCAUAACCACAUUGCACUUUUCAUCCAAUUCUGUGAAAUCACUGUUGUUGUCUAUUAUUUUUUUUCCUAACAUGGGAGAAGCUCCAGAGGUGUUCUACAUUAAUGGGUUCUCAAAGUUUGGCCAUGAAAUUGAAACCCAACAAAACCAUGUCAAUGAUCAGAACCAUGAUUCUUCUUGGUACGAGGAAAUCAUCGAUGAUGAUCUCAAAUGGUCUUUUAAACUCAACAGUGUGCUCCAUAAAGCCAUUAGCGAGUACCAGGACAUAGCUCUCUUAGAUACAAAACGUUUUGGAAAGGCCUUGGUGCUUGAUGGGAAGAUGCAGAGUGCUGAAACGGACGAAUUUGUUUAUCAUGAAUGCUUGAUUCAUCCACCUCUUUUAUGCCACCCUAACCCCAAGACUGUGUUUAUAAUGGGGGGAGGUGAAGGUUCUGCUGCUAGGGAAGCCCUUAAGCACAGGUCAAUGGACAGAGUGAUCAUGUGCGAUAUAGACAAGGAGGUGGUAAAUUUUUGCCGAAAAUACUUGAUUGUAAAUAAGGAGGCGUUUUCUCAUAAGAAGCUGGACCUUGUCAUCAAUGAUGCCAAGGCUGAAUUGGAGAAGAGAAAGGAAAAGUUUGAUAUCAUUGUUGGAGAUUUGGCAGACCCACUUGAAGAUGGGCCAUGCUAUCAACUCUACACCAAAUCCUUCUAUGAGAAGAUCCUGAAGCCCAAGCUCAAUGAUAAUGGCAUUUUUGUGACCCAGGCUGGACCAGCAGGUAUCUUCACACACAAGGAGGUCUUCACUUCUAUAUAUAACACGAUCAAACAGGUUUUCAAAUAUGUGAUUGCAUACACGACUCAUGUACCAUCAUUUGCCGACACAUGGGGUUGGGUUAUGGCUUCGGACCAACCACUAUCGAUUUGCGCUAAUGAAAUGGACAGAAGAAUCGAAGCAAGAAUAGAUGGGGAACUUCUAUAUCUAAAUGGUGCUUGGUUCCAUUCAUCUACAACCAUGAAUAAAACUGUUUACCAAUCGCUGCAAAAUGAAACUCACGUGUACACGGAAGAAAGUGCUAGAUUUAUUCCUGGACAUGGCAUGGCUUUUCAUCUCUAAGAUUUCAAGCCAUUGAUAGAGAGAAAUUGUUCCAACCUCUAGCUGAUUACAUUGUUAGGCUUAUUGCAUUUAAGAAAUUGUCCACUUUUAGUCUUGUGAGCCUUCACAAUUUUGUUUUUAAUGGAUGCCUUAAUAGGUUAAGGAAAGAAAAUAUUUAUAAAUUAUCUUUAGUCUUGAUUAAGUAAUGUGAGACUUUUUUUAUGUAUUAGAAGAGUAACCCCAAGUUGAGGACAAGAAAUUAGAGGACCUAAUAGUCUUCACUGUGAGGUUCAAGUCUUUGUUUUAAUGUCAAUGUUUCAAUAUUAAAGAGGUUGGAACAAUUGAGACAUUGACAUUAGAAGGAGAACUUAAAUCACAUAUCCCUCAAUUUCAAUUGGGAUUAUUAUUCAAAUAUACUAAAAAAAUCCUACAUUUCUUAGGAAACAAGACCAAUGAUAAUUUAUAGAUAUUUUUCUCCCUUAACAUACCAAAACAUCUUUUAAACACAAAAUCUUCACGCCAAAUUGGACAAUACUUUGAAUAUGGUGAGCUUAACAAUACUGCAGAUUGAAAUUGGAAAUAGAAACUCCUGCAUACUCUGACUCUCACCUCAAAUUAUUGAAUCGUAUAGUUCAAAUUUAACAUCAAACUUAAUUAUCAAAGGGCACAUUCAAUUAUUGUAAUCCAUGCAUGCUUUCAUUUGUAAAUUGGUGUUAUAGUAUGUGGGAAUUUGUUGUAUAGAAUACAAAGGUAUUAGAAGGACUGGUCAUUCUAAACAAUAAGAACAACAACAUCAAUCAAACAAUUCAAC